CACACCACAGUCCUGAUCAGGGAAGGAAGAAAAGAUAUUCAUGCAAUUGGAAAGAAUUUAAUGAUCCUAAAUCCAUUCGUUUGGAUGAUUGAUUCUAAAUAUGCCAACUUCAAUGUGGAGAGUGUGUAUACAGAGAAUGGGAUAAAAGGCAUGGGCAAUGUCGAUAUACAACAUCUGUUAGUUUCUGCUGUACCUGAACAUCAACCAGAUGCAUUACCUGACGUCAUUGUAAUAUCUGCUACUCCCGGAAUGGGCAAAACGAGUUCGUUUCGCUUUCUAGUCCAAGAUUGGCUCUCCUCUAAUCCAACCACGCUUGGAAUGGAAAACAUCGAUCUCAUAGUGCCCGUUGUAUUGCGACAUGUGAGCAGCAAUAAUAUCAAAGAUUUGGUUAAGGAUGAACUUCUGCACAAUGUUGCAAAACAUCUGCAACCAGAUGACAUCAUCUCAGCUCUGAAGAAUGUUUCCUUGCUUUGGAUGUUGGAUGGCUAUGACGAAGCAAGCACAGAAACCAGAAAAGUGGUCAAGGAAAUCGUUCAGAAGUUUCCAGGUUCCAGAAUAAUGAUUACAACUAGAGAAGAAUUCAAGAAUGAAAUUGAAACUGAGGUAGCUUCAGUAGGUCGCUCUUACUCAAGUGUUACUCUUGCUGGGUUUUCUGUUGAAAACAUACAAGAAUAUGCUAAAAAGAUCAUUUCUGCUUCUGUUCAAGAUCCACAAAAAAGAAGCGAUAUACUGAAAGAGUUCAUGGAUUUCACUGAAAAUGGGUACAUUCUGCAUAUACUACGUGUUCCUCUAUUUGCAGCUAUCACAAUUGUACUGUGGCUCGACUCCCCUGAGAAUGCUUCCCACAUAAAGACAACUUCCUCUCUAUUCACUCUGCUUGUUGAUCACAUGAUUCAGAGACUCUUAUUACGAGAAUCAUACAGAAAGUUGAAUCAGACCAUAUCUUCCCUAAAACAGAAACUCAGUAGUUUUUUUGACAGCAUUGGCUUUGUUCUUUGGCGGAACUAUGAUCACUUCAUUCUUCAACAGUAUGAAGUAGACUAUUUGCUAGAGAAAUGUUCAGAGCUUGGGCUUCCAUUUAAGGAUUCCAUGUCAGCUUUCUUUGUUUAUGCUGAAAAGGCUACACCUCUGGGCAUCGUUGAAGAUUACACAAUCAUCCAUCGUCAAUUGAUGGAGUUCUUGGGAGCGAGAGCAUUUGCAAACAAAAUGAUCCAUGAGGGAUGGGAUGUGAUGGACACUGCUAAAUAUUUCCUCCAAAGCAAGAGAGAAUUAUUACUGAAGCAUGAAUCUUCACAUUAUAGUCUGGGGGAUUUGUACUAUAACAUAGACAAUUUGUCCAUGGAGUUGCCUUGUGAUAAAUAUGGGACCUUCGGUGACAAUGGCUUCGUGAUGCCAGUAAGUGCUUUUAUCAUAAAAGAAUCCUGGUGUUCGAUAUGUUUUCCCUUUAUGAACGAAAAAUUAAGCGAAGAUUAUUAUUUACAUACCGACGGUAUUUUUACAACACGUAAAUCAAGAAAUUUCUGGUGCCACGUAAAAGACAAAUUGUCUGGCCUGUGGUUUGCCUAUGUUUUGGGAUGCCUGAGUCUCAGUCGACAGCUGAAUGAAGAAAGGUGUGAACAGUUUUCCUUUAUUUUUGGUUCAUCUACACAUCCAUUUCUAAAAAUAGAUUACAUCUUAUUAGGACUGAAUGAAGCUGGAGAUGAUUUAUUUGUGAAAAAACUAUGCAAUUACGUUAAUCGUAAAAUGUGGGCAUUCGAAUAUACUCCCUUCGUGUCACACACACUAACAGUAAAAUUGUUGCAGUACAUACAGCCGAAGUCAGUCUUUCUUCAUCUUUGUAAAAAACUAGAUUCUCAGGGGCCUGAUGGAGUCACAAUUCCUAACAAAUUUGAUCCAACAAGGUUCUUACUUGACUGCAUUGAAACAUUUGUUGAAUACCACUGUGAAAUUCACCUUGACAUGCGGCUCCUCUUCCAAAAUGCUGUCCCAGAUUUAGAGCUGACAAUGACUUCUCUGGAACGAUUGCUCAGAGGCACUUCCCGUUGCCGACUUGUCACAUUCAGAGGUGUUGUCGACGACAGUGCUCUGGUACUCCUAAAGAGAUCUACUUACCUGAGGGAGUUAUCUCUGAUGUACAUUGGGGAAGACCUUCGCCAUAUGGCUGAAUUAGUGAAGACGUUGCCUGAACUGAAUGUUUUCCGAUUAGCUAUGGAUUUUCGCUGUUGUUCUGGCGAGGAGCUGCCCGUUCUCAUUCGAGAUGAGGAGGUGGCAGUUCCCGAGCUUUGCGUCAUUCUUACUGACGUUUUCAACUACGAUCCUGAGCGCGUUGCCACGGCCCUCAAGAGAUUACUUCCAAAUCCGUUUCAUGUGAUCUUACGGGGUAGAACGACGACCUUUGACCUAGAAUGGUUACUUAGAAAUCCGUUUCCUGUGAUCUCACGGGGCAGCAUUUCGACCUUUGACCAAGCAUUUCGACCUUUGAGGAAAAAGAUGUGGACUUAUAUUACUCGUGUCUUGGAAAAUGUUUUGAAUGUCAAUAUCUUACAAGUAUUGCUGGAAGUUCCUGACGAAUUUUUUCAGUGCUUUGAUAUCAUAAGACCUUAUGUAGAAGACUUGGAAAGAUUCUCAAACCAGCGCUUCCCCAGUACUACAAUAGAAGUCAAAUUUGUCGACACCACAGGGCGUGUAUGGGGUUUUACAGAAACAGGACUAACAGCACACUAAGAAGUAUUUUUAAAAUUGGAGUGUGUUUAUACUUAUGCAUAUUAUUAUUAUUAUUAUUAUCAUUAUUGUUGUUGUUGCUGUUUACAAUAGUAUCAUCAUAUAUCAUGUGUUAAAUGUAUAUUACUGAAAAUGUAAUUGAGAACCAGGACAAUUCAUAGAUCUAAUCGAUCUUUUCUUCUCAACGGACAAAAAUUUACAGAAAUUUGCGCAGUAAAGAAAAACCUGUAUAAGAUGUGCCUUACAAUUUGAAACCCUCCAGUAAUGAGAGCCAGAGUAUCAGUUAGCCUUCGUAAAGAGCAUCCUGGUGUCAUGGUGAGUAUAUAGCUCCUCUUAGUGCCGAGCUUUUGAACUAUGCUCCUUCCUCGUUGUGUGUGCUAAAUAAAGCUGGUCUCGUGCCAGCGCUGCUCUUCUUGCUCCUAGACAUAGAGCAGCCUGUGAGUGAAGCUUAACCCUUGCUCCUAGACAGAGCAGCCUGUGAGUGAAGCAUAACCCUUGCUCCUAGACAUAGAGCAGCCUGUGAGAGAAACUUAACCUUUGCUCCUAGACAGAGCUGCUGUGAGUGAAGCUUAACCCUUGCUUCUAGACAGAGCAGCUGUGAGUGAAGCUUAACCCUUGCUCCUAGACAUAGAGCAGCCUGUGAGUGAAGCUUAACCCUUGCUCCUAGACCUAGAGCAGCCUGUGAGUGAAGUUUAACCCUUGCUCCUAGACAGAGAGCAGCCUGUGAGUGAAGCUUAACCCUUGCUCCUAGACAGAGAGCAGUCUGUGAGUGAAGUUUAACCCUUGCUCCUAGACAGAGCAGCCUGUGAGUGAAGUUUAACCAUACCAGAUGGAUGGAGAGUGAUACUCCAUGGAAGAAACGAAGGAGGCUGCAACAUCAGCGUAUCCUAUUGGAGCCAUUCUUUCCAGUACUUGGAAUCAUUCUGCUUUUCAUGCAUAUUCACUUGAUGGAAAUUCUGUUGAUAAUUAUUAUUAUUAUUAUUGCUAUUAUAACUAAUGGGAAUUGUGUUCAUAUUACUAUUGUUAUUAGAAUUAGUUGAUUAAGACAGUUAAGUCCUAUUUUCAGACUACCUUGGAGCUUGCCUAAGAUUAGAUAAUGGGGGACUUUGAGGUCACAUCUAGAUAUUGCCUUAAUAAUGAAUGUGGAUUAGAAGUUGCAGAUGCAAUGCUGGAACUGCUAAAAAUGAUUAAAUUAUUUAAGCCUU
Molecule: messenger RNA, 3926 nt
Organism: Macrobrachium nipponense
Lineage: Eukaryota; Metazoa; Arthropoda; Malacostraca; Decapoda; Palaemonidae
Source: RefSeq, a predicted model, not a curated record